Molecule: messenger RNA, 1768 nt
Organism: Elaeis guineensis (African oil palm)
Lineage: Eukaryota; Viridiplantae; Streptophyta; Magnoliopsida; Arecales; Arecaceae
Product: probable Histone-lysine N-methyltransferase ATXR5
Molecular function (GO): protein binding
Source: RefSeq, a predicted model, not a curated record
ACGGUCAGAAUAUAGCCACAGUAUAAGAGCAUUUUCGUCUUUUCACAGCACCCCCAGCGAGCGUACAUUAGCGAAGCCAAUAAAGUUCUGACACGUCAUUAGGAUACGGUACGCCGUCUCCCUUCUCGAGUUCCCGCGGACCAAAAGCUCCCCCGCCCGCUCGCUCGCUCGCUCGCUCUCGCCGGCCUUCGCCGAGCUCUGAUCGGAAACCCUUCGAUCUCGUACACCGGAGAUCGAAAUCGCGGUGGCGCCGCCGACGGGAAACCGUCUCGAUCGCCGACGCCACCUCCAUCCACGUGCCCGCUUGCCAGCCAUGGCGCCCAAGCGGCCCGAGGCGGAGAGCCCCUCCCCCACCAACGGGUCCGUCCGGAAGCGGACGGCGGCGCCGCCCCCUCCUCCGCCGCGGAGGUACCGGUCCCUGUCGGAGAUAAUGUGCACGGCGAAGCCCGCGCCGCCCGUCACCGGCGAGUACUACUCCGACGUCCGGUGCGAGCAGUGCCGCUCCGGCGAGUGCGACGAAGAGAUGCUCCUUUGCGAUCGAUGCGACAGGGGUUACCACCUCUUCUGCCUUCGCCCCAUCGUUGUCAGGGUUCCCACCGGCCCCUGGUUGUGCCCUAGCUGCGCCGGAGAGCGACCGUUCCAAAGGUUUCCAUUGAUGCAGAAGAAGAUCAUAGACUUUUUCCGGAUCCAGAGGCGCUCGAUUCCUAUAGCGGAGGAGAAAUGUGGGCUCUCCCAAGAUACAAGGAAACGCAGGAGACGUUCGUUAGUUAUGCAUAAGAAGAGGAGAAGAAUAUUACCAUUUACUCCCACUGAAAAUCUGGCGCGAAGGCUUGAACAAAUGGGUUCUCUUGCUACUGCCUUAACAGCACUGAAGAUGGAGUUCAGUAAUGAGCUAACUUACAUGCCGGGAAUGGCCUCUAGAUCUGCUAAUCAGGCAAUUUUAGAAAAAGGCGGCAUGCAGGUCCUUCCAAAAGAAGAUAAAGAAACACUAGAGCUCUGCAGGGCCAUGUGCAAAAAAGGAGAAUGUCCUCCGCUCAUAGUAGUUUAUGAUUCACUUGAAGGAUUCACUGUACAAGCUGAUGGACAAAUAAAGGAUAUGACUUUUAUCACUGAGUACACUGGGGAUGUGGAUUACCUACUAAACCGGGAACAUGAUGAUUGUGACAGCAUGAUGACCCUUCUUUCUGCAACAAACCCAUCAAAUAGUCUAGUUAUCUGUCCUGAUAAACGUGGAAACAUUGCUCGCUUCAUCAAUGGCAUUAACAACCAUAAUCAGGAGAGUAGGAAGAAGCAGAACCUUAAAUGUGUCAGGUAUAAUGUGGAUGGUGAAUGCCGGGUCCUAUUGGUUGCUUGUCGCGAUAUAGCUAGUGGAGAAAGGCUUUAUUACGAUUACAAUGGUUAUGAACAGGAAUACCCAACUCAGCAUUUUGUCUGAAUUUCCUAAAAAACCUCAGAACAGAAUUGUCUGAUCUGUUCUUGGAAAUUGAAAAAAUAUUUGGGCCGGAAAGGAUCAUUUUUGGCAUAGAAAAUUGUGGAUUCUUUCAUUAGCAAGCCCUCUAGUUUUGUUUCUAGCGGCUUCAAAUUUUGUCUGCUGGAUUAGUGGCCCAUUUUUUUAAUUGAUGGUUUUACAACAUUAGUUCCAACAUCCUUUUAAGGUGACCAUAGUUUAUAACGGAGAGUUCUGGAAUGAUAGAUUUUUGGAUCUUGAUGUCAAUUUGAUAUGCAACUUUGUACAGUUCUAUAUUUUAAAAUUUAUAAUUAACUGCAA